This is a messenger RNA of Danio aesculapii, 1059 nucleotides long. It is a transcript of the gene rom1b, whose product is annotated as retinal outer segment membrane protein 1b. The record is from RefSeq and is a predicted model, not a curated record. Gene Ontology annotation, biological process: visual perception. Gene Ontology annotation, cellular component: membrane. The transcript is spliced from 5 exons. NCBI's taxonomy places the organism in Eukaryota, Metazoa, Chordata, Actinopteri, Cypriniformes, Danionidae. The coding region runs from base 1 to 1059 and encodes 352 amino acids.
AUGGUGUUGCUAAAACUCAAGUUCCCCUUCCAGAAGCGGGUGCGUUUGGCCCAGGGGCUCUGGCUGCUUUCAUGGGUGGCCAUGUUCUCUGGUGCCAUCACCUUCGCUAUGGGGGUCUUCCUCAAAACUGAGCUACAUCGCAGAUCAGAGGUGAUGCACAGUAUGGACAUCCACAUUGUGCCAAAUCUGCUGAUGGCAGUGGGGUUAGCGUCAGUGGGCAUCAACAUCUGUGCUGGUAAAGUCUGCCAGGACUCACUGGACCCCUCACGUUUCCCACGCUGGAAGACGCUUCUGCUGCCGUUCUUCUGCUUGUCGGUCUUCUUCACGUCUCUGCUGCUGGUGGCCAUGAUCCUGAGCUACGCUCUGCAGCCCAGCCUGGAGGAGUCGCUGAAAAUCGGCCUGAAGAAUGGCAUUCGCUUCUACAAGGACACAGACACACCAGGCCGCUGUUUCCAGAAGGAGACUAUUGACCGUCUGCAGAUUGAGUUCCAGUGCUGUGGAAACACCAACUACAGGGACUGGUUUGAGGUGCAGUGGAUCAGCAACCGCUACCUGGACUUCACAUCCAAAGAAGUGAAGGAUCGUGUGAGGAGUAAUGUAGACGGCCGGUAUCUGCUGGACGGCGUCCCAUUCAGCUGCUGUAACCCAGCCUCACCGCGGCCCUGCAUUCAGUACAGUCUCCUGGACAAUAAUGCCCACUACAACUAUGAAUACCAGAGCGAAGAGCUGAACCUGUACAACCGCGGCUGCCGUCAGGCCCUCGUCAGUUACUACAUGGGCUUAAUGAACACCAUCGGCCCGUGUGUUCUGCUUGUUUUCCUUCUCCAGAUGGCCAUUCUGGUGGGUCUGCGCUAUCUGCAGACUGCAAUGGAGGGAGUGCUGGGACAGGAGAAUGUGGAGAUCGAGACGGAAGGAUACAUCCUAGAGAAGGGAGUGAAGGAGACAUUGCUGGAGACCAAAGAAAAGAUGAUGAAACUCCUCCAGUUCGCUCAGGUGGGCGACGCGUCUGCUGAGACCCCAGGAACAGAGCCAGAGGCGGAGAAACCAGCCACAGCCUAA